AUGCACGGCUGCACUGCUGGUGUUGCCGGUGUUGUCGACACUGCUGCUGCUGCUGCUGCUGACACUGCACCCACCACAUCCACUGCAGCCGGCCAAUUGUCGUCGUCGUCGUCGUCGCCGUCGACCUCAUCAGCCGCACCCGUCUCGCCAGCCUCACCAUCCGCUGCUCGGUCGCAUUCUUCCGCUGAUCGGCUCUGCUCGUCUCCGUCUCCGUUGCCACCGACGACUUCACAACAACGGCCGCUUCCGCUGUCGCUGCCAUCGGCCCUGCUGUCAGCACAUGUCGGCUCUGUUCCGACGCCGUCGUCUUCCUCCUCCUCGCCCCCCCCACCCCCUCCUCCCACCUCGCUCGCGCCGCCCACCACUACGGCAGCCCCCAUGACCAGCCUCGAGCGCUGGGCGCUGCUCCGGUCCGACGCGCAGUUCAACGCUCUCGCCGGCGCUGUCGGCGGCUUCACAUCUGGCGUCGUCACGUGCCCGCUCGACGUCAUCAAGACCAAGCUGCAGGCCCAGGGUGCCUUUGUCGGCCAGGCCGGCCACCAGUCGCACAUGAUCUACAAGGGCCUCGUCGGUACCGCAAAGGUCAUCCUGCGUGACGAGGGUGUCCGUGGCCUGUACCGCGGCCUGGGUCCGAUCAUCCUCGGCUACCUGCCGACGUGGGCUGUCUGGUUCACGGUCUACAACAAGAGCAAGGUAUGGAUGGGUGAACGGUACCAAAACAACUAUGUCAUCAGCUUCUGGUCGUCGCUCGUUGCUGGCGGCAGCAGCACCAUCGUCACGAACCCCAUCUGGGUCAUCAAGACUCGGCUCAUGUCCCAGAUGCCGAGCCACGACCAUGACCGCUUCGCGGCCGCUCUGCUGCGCGGUGCUAACACCCCGACGUCGCGUCCGGCCCUGCACAUGCCCUGGCACUACCAUUCCACCAUGGAUGCCGCCCGCAAGAUGUACACCACCGAAGGCGUCCUGUCCUUCUACUCCGGCCUGACCCCGGCCCUGCUAGGUCUGACCCACGUCGCCGUCCAGUUUCCGGCCUACGAGUUCUUUAAGACCAAGUUUACCGGCUACGGCAUGGGCAGUGCUGCCAGCACCGAUGCUGCCGACGGUGCCGAUGAUGCCGACGCCGCACCCCAGUGGAUCGGUGUCUUGUCUGCUACCAUCCUGUCCAAGGUCCUCGCCAGCGGCCUGACCUAUCCGCACGAGGUCAUCCGUACCCGCCUGCAGACUCAGCGCCGUCCGUCUGCCACUGCCGUGCGUGCUGGACACGCUGCCUCUACUACACAGCUGGCCACCGGCAUGUCAGCCGCCGGCACCGGAGACGUACUCCCGCCCGGGGCUGCCCCCAGCCACACCACAGCACAGCCACAAUCUCAGCCACAACUACAACCACCAUCACAAUCACAGCCUCAGCCUCAGCCGCGCUAUCGCGGCGUCAUCACCACCUUCCGCACCAUCCUGCACGAGGAGGGCUGGCGGGCCUUCUACGCCGGCCUGGGCACAAACAUGAUGCGCGCUGUGCCCGCUGCUACCGUCACCAUGAUGACGUACGAGUACGCCAUGCGGAUGCUGACACGCACACGUCGUGAGGCCCAGAAGAAGCUUCACAGCACAGCGUACGGUGCGGCCAGCUGA
Grosmannia clavigera kw1407 is the source of this 1629-nucleotide messenger RNA. RefSeq names its product mitochondrial carrier protein. The coding region runs from base 1 to 1629 and encodes 542 amino acids. Lineage: Eukaryota; Fungi; Ascomycota; Sordariomycetes; Ophiostomatales; Ophiostomataceae. The record is from RefSeq and is a predicted model, not a curated record. Gene Ontology annotation, molecular function: pyrimidine nucleotide transmembrane transporter activity. Gene Ontology annotation, cellular component: mitochondrion. Gene Ontology annotation, biological process: pyrimidine nucleotide import into mitochondrion. The transcript has 2 exons.